Striga asiatica is the source of this 309-nucleotide messenger RNA. NCBI's taxonomy places the organism in Eukaryota, Viridiplantae, Streptophyta, Magnoliopsida, Lamiales, Orobanchaceae. The record is from the annotation of a GenBank genome assembly.
AUGAACUCCAACAAAUGUGGGAGGCCCCACCAUCUUCGCUCGAGCUGUGAUCUUUCUCCCCCUGCAACCGAAAGCUCAAGGAACUCGCCGCCCUCCGCUUGUCCUCGCCUCCGCCGGAAUUUUUUGCGCAUUCUACAAAUCUCUAAAACCGCUCUUCAUCUUCCAGCGUCGUACGUCUACAGGAAAACUCGUUCUCGAGGCGGAAAAUUUCAUUGGCUUUGUGCGGGGCGCCUAGUCCUCGAACUCCCAUCGCUUGUGGAUCUUGCACCGACGGCGGGCACAUCUCGCAGUGAUGAGACCUUGAAUUGA